This is a messenger RNA of Poeciliopsis prolifica (blackstripe livebearer), 3774 nucleotides long. RefSeq names its product OX-2 membrane glycoprotein-like. NCBI's taxonomy places the organism in Eukaryota, Metazoa, Chordata, Actinopteri, Cyprinodontiformes, Poeciliidae. The coding region runs from base 2611 to 3438 and encodes 275 amino acids. The record is from RefSeq and is a predicted model, not a curated record. The transcript has 12 exons. Gene Ontology annotation, molecular function: cell-cell adhesion mediator activity.
AUGUCACUCUCCCCUCGCAUCCCUCCCCCCUCGAGUGACAUCACAAACUGUGAUGUCACUCAUCCUCUCUGUGACAUCACUGGAGACUGUCUCUAUAUUCCAAGAUUCUACAGAGAGAUUCAUUUGCGGUUUGACGAAGUUCAAAAAAGACAUAGCGAUGGCGGAGUAUUUUACAACGGUGGAGGUUCUUGAUAAGCGAUGCAUGGAGCUACAGGACGAGAACUCCAUGCUAAGAACAACGGUGGACAGCAUGGAGCAGAAAAUACACCAGCUAACUGGGAGGACAAACAGUGGCAUCGCUGAUUUGAUGUCCGAAAAUAAAAUGUUACAGGAAAGGAUGGAGCAACAACAAUGGAGAAUCGAGGCGCUCAAUAAUGAGCUGGAGGAAACCAGAGUGACAAUUCAAUCACUGAAACAACAGUGCAGAGACUUAAGCAAGGAAAACCAAAGACUGGAGUCAAAUAACAUUUCGAUCAGAAGGAGGGCAGAGAAUGCUUUGAGGGAAAAAAUAGAAAUCGCCAGUGGUUAGAGAAUGAAAACAACGAAUUAAAUAAAAAACUGGUGACAUUGAAAAUUAAAUUAGACAGGCUAAAGUCAAGGUCAGCACAUGCCCAGAUUGCAAAGACAAAUGAGGACAUGGCAGUAAAGAUGGUGGAUGAGCCCAAGCCAACAGUGUUUCAGAGAGUUGGGCGUGUUUUUGUUCAGAUGUACCAGGAGGGUACACUACGAUAUUGGGUACCAUCAUGGAUUUUUUAAAAGUGCUGUAAAUCUGCCAUCAAGACAGAAACACGCCCAACUCUCUGAAGCACUGUUGGGUCUCUUCAAGAGAGAAGGUCUGGGUUGAAGGAUGGAAGAGUUUUGGAGAGGAGGCUCCGUCUGAUAGUGGAUCCUCGGAUUGUGGAAGAGCAGUGUGGUUUUCGUCCUGGUCGUGGAACAAUGGCAGUUAGUCGGACUCGUUCCCUGUGAGAGUUGGACUCCACCAGGGCUGCCCUCAGUGAUUCUGUUCAUCACUUCAUGGACAGAAUUUCUAGGGGCAGUCAAGGUGUUGAGGAGAUCCGUUCUGGUGGACUUAGGAUCGCAUCUCUGCUUUUUGUGGAUGAUGUGGUCCUAUUGGCUCCAUCAGGACGUGAUCAGCAGCUCUCGCUGGAGCGGUUCGCAGCCGAGUGUGAAGCGGCCAGGAUGAGAAUCUAUGCCUCCAAGUCCGAGGUCCUGGUCCCUCACAAGGGUCCCAGGGAGCCCCAGGGAAGACCCAGGACAUGCUGGAGGGACCAUGUCUCUCAGCUGGCCUGGGAACGACUUUGGGUUCCAUCAGAGGAGCUGCAAGAAGAGGCUGGAGACAGGAAAGACUGGGCCUCCUUUCUGAAGCUGCUUCCCCCGAGACCCGACACUGGAUUAGCAGCAGACAAUGGACGGACGGACAGACGGGUGGAUGGACGGAUGGGCAGAAGGAUGGGUGGAAGGAUGGGCGGAAGGACGGACGGAUGGACGGGCGGAUGGACGGAUCUUUUUCACGUGGGUCUGGUCAUGCUCUGAGCUCGUGGUUGUCAGUCAUGGAGCUUGUGGAUAACGGGGGUCAAGCGCUGAUAGUCUGGUGUUCCCCGGACUCUAACUUCGACAUUCCUGUUUACUUGCAGAGGAAGUAAGAGGUCAAGAACAUCUGACCUGAAACCCCCUCCUCUUUAUUUAUCAGCUGUCGACUGUUGCUCAGGAUUUGUGCAGACUUGCAGUACUGGGGGUCAGAAGAACAGGUUGCUCAGCACAAUUCAAGGAACUUCAUGGCCGAAAGAAAACCCCAAAGAAACAUCAGCUAUCAUGACUGAGUCUGCAGGUUCAGCAGGAUACUUGCUAAUGAGGAUUCAGUGACUUGCAAAAAAAAUCCCUAAAUGCAUAUCACUUUCACUACUGAGAGCGUCCACCUUUCCUUUAAUAACAACCGACUCUGUUUGGGUAUUCCCCGGUAAAAGUUCAAACCUCCGAGACUGGGAAGCAGGAUUUGAAAACAACAACAUGCCUGGAUCUUCUGAGGAUCUUUAGGGGAACCACCACAGAACAGAGGAAAUCACAGCUUAGAUUUCCUCUGACAUGACGUUCAUGCGUGGUUCAUAGAUUCCCUGGAGGAGUUGGUUUUAUGUUCCUGUAGAAGGCGGGCGAAACGGCGUGAAGUGGACGCUGAACGUGUCACGGCAUCUGAGCGGUGAUGAAACUUACCGAACAUGAGCUCAGCAAACUUCUGUCACAUUUUUUUCUUCUGCUGUGGUUUUUGUGGUUGAAGCCAGACGUGGUUCACCGCCUGGACGCGAAAGGAGAACAUGUCAUACGGGAAUUAAAUGAGAAACCAACACAAAAUCCAGAAAUGUAACAGCGUAACUUCGUAUUUGGUUUGUGAUUCUUAGUCGUUCUUCAAAAUGGGAAAGACGAGAAAACGACACACUGUUUCUGCUGAGGGACCAGUGAUUGUGAGAGACGCAUUGCUACAUGAGAAUGCGGAGGGAAGCACCUUCUCUCCUCCCCCACAAAUGAUUUCCAUGAGUCAGAAGAAACUCACCCAGUGCUAUAAAGGCAGCGCAGCACAAAGAGAAACUAUUUUCUAGUUGCUGCAGCAGUGACAGGAUGCUACUGAUCCUCUCUGUCCUCUGUUUGGCUAUUAAUGCCUGCGCCUCUCCCAUCAGCCUCCAUGGGACGACCACAGUCGCGUACGGCGGCGAGGCAAACUUCAACUGUACGCUCGCAAACCCAACAGGCGUUCUGCAGGUCACCUGGCAGCGGGGUCUUAGACCUGAGUCAUUGGAAAACAUGGCAACGUACAACAAACCUGUUGGGGAGCAAAUAAAUGAGCCUUUUAAAGGGAAGGUGAUCUUGCACAAUUCGUCUUUGAGCUCCUCGUCCAUCACAUUGAGGGAUGUGACGUGGGCAGAUGAAAACUGUUACGUCUGCUCCUUCAACGUGUAUCCCGACGGCUCCAAAAGGAAGCAGAUCUGCCUCAAGGUGGAAGGGAUAUCAGAGAUGCAGAAAUGGAACUCCUCUGCAAGCAGCUCUGCCCCUAACAGCAGAAAGGAAGAACUCAGUUGCUCAGCCACAGGGAAACCCACACCCAAGAUUUCCUGGAACAUCUCCGAUCUCGCUCUCACAGACGCCACAGAGACUACAGUCAACAACAGUGAUGGGACGUCCACCACCAUCAGCAACAUCACAGUGCAGAUGCCGAGAGACUGGAGAGGACAUGUGUACUGUGUAGUGAACCAAGGACUGCUGGGACAGAGGCAGGAGGAAUUCUCUUUUUCCUCACUUGGAAAAAGUGAGGAGGAGCAAGGAAAUGUGUCACAGAACGUUCUGAUCAUCGCAGUCCUAAUAAUCAUCAUCUGCAUCACUGUCGCAGCGGUCCUAUUGGUCCACAAAAGCAGAUUAAAGAGAAGACGCAACGAUUUCAUCGCUGUUUGAUCCGCCUUUUCAGCAGCAUUCAAGCAUUACGACAACCUCUGGAGUCUGUUGCACUGAUGACGUUCAUAAGCUCCAGCCGGAGCUGCAGCAGUUCACAUUUCUCUGCAAUUGCACUUUAACUCGAAGCUUUUCUACGGACCUUGUUGAAUGUGAAAGUCACAGCACAGCCGCAGUGUCGCAUAAUAGAACGUUGACGUCAGCAACACGACUUCUUAACUGAACCUCUGGCGCCAUCUAGUGUCCUGUUCCUUCAGCGACCAUCCUGAGAAGUUGUGAUUCUAUUCGUGCAAACUUAUUGGACGUCUUACCUCAGUUAAAAAUAUAUAUAUAUAUAGA